GACAUUGAACUGGACAUUGAGAAAAAAUGUCCUGCACUUAAGCAAUACAUCACUGGAUCAGAAAAAUCUAAAUUAGAAGAAGAAGAAUGGAUUAUUGAUCUUGACUUUGAUACUGUAAAAUCCAUGUUCGAUCCAGUAAUUGCAAAAAUUUUAAGAUUAAUUGGUGACCAAUUGUCAAAAUGUUCAGAUUGUUCUGUGCUAUUUUUAGUGGGAGGUUUUGGUGAGUCGAAGUACCUACAACAUAGAAUUAAAGAAAGGUUUGAAAAUCAAGUGAUGGUAGCAAUUCCACCUAAUCCUUCUGCUGCAAUUGUAACGGGUGCAUGUGAAUAUGGACUUGAUAUGAAGAUUGUGACCACGAGAGUGUUAAAAUGGACAUAUGGAGUUCAAGUUUCUCCACUUUGGAAAACUGGUGAUCCACUAUCACGCAAGGGUUCUGAUGGCCGGAUAGAUAAGUUUCUGUUAUUGGCUAGAAAAGGGACAGAAGUGGAUGUUAAUGAAGAAUUCUCUGAUAGUAUGGUGCCAAUUUAUCCGGAUCAAACUUCUAUAUUGUUUCAAUUUUUUUAUACUACAAACUAUAGUGCAACGUAUUGUGAUGAACCAGGAAUGAAAAAAUUGGGUAGUUUUGAGGUUACUGGUCUGCCCACUGAACGAUCAGGAUUAGAUCGUUCA
Messenger RNA from Racocetra persica, 669 nucleotides. NCBI's taxonomy places the organism in Eukaryota, Fungi, Glomeromycota, Glomeromycetes, Diversisporales, Gigasporaceae. The record is from the annotation of a GenBank genome assembly.